GCUCGAUCAUUCCCAAUUCAAACUUCAUCCGAUUCCCACUCGCUGGCGAGUUCAGAUUUUCAGACAUCCACGGCGACGAGUGACAAGAAAACUAAGCAAUAAUGGAGAUAAAAAACGGCCAUCAAAUGAAGAAGAGCAACAAAGAAAACAAGUUGAGCCAACUGAUAAAAGCCUCCAGCCGGCUGCUGUCGAAGGUCCGAGAUUUCUACGUUAGGAGCCUGACGGAUUGCUCGAACCACCUGGAUUAUGGGAUGGCGCUGACCGGGCCGACCAGUCAGGUGCCCACCACUCUCCCCAAGAGUUACAGCGUGGGGUCCACCGUCUCCAGCCACGGUAGUGAUGACUUCAGGGAGCUUCUGAGGGCCGCCUCCACUCGAAGCUUGAGCAAGAAUGUGGAACCCGAUUUCCAAAUCCAAGCGGCGAGGAAAUCGCCGAUGGCGGAACCGAAUAACGUGCCGAGGAGCCAGAGCGUGGGGAUUGGGAGAAUUGACGAAGAGAAAACUUGUGAAUUUGAAGAGGAUUUCAAGGUAUGUAAUACUGAUGCGUACCCCAGAAGCAGAAGCUAUGCUGUUCGUAGAAGAAGACGGGUGUAUUGAAAUUCUUGGUCGAUUAAUUUCCGUAUUAUGAAUUAUUAUUAUUUCUUUUUUUUUGCAAAAUGCCACUUUUAGUGCUAUAAUGGUCUCAAAGUAUGUGAAUUUGGUGUCUUAAAAAGUUGGAAACAAACAAACACUUUUAUACCUUAAAUUUUCGUAAUAUAGCCG
Messenger RNA from Cucurbita maxima (winter squash), 761 nucleotides. RefSeq lists its product as uncharacterized. The record is from RefSeq and is a predicted model, not a curated record. The coding region runs from base 102 to 596 and encodes 164 amino acids. Lineage: Eukaryota; Viridiplantae; Streptophyta; Magnoliopsida; Cucurbitales; Cucurbitaceae. The transcript has a single exon.